CGAUUGUUCACAAUUGGCGCAUGCGUGCUCCAAUUGGAGUGGGCUUUGCCCUUUCGGUCCGGACUGAUCGCGUUGUUCGGAAAUUGCCAACGUUGGGCGACGAAUGCCCAUACCAGCGUGUUGCCUGCUGUCUUGGUGCUGUGCAAGAUGGUUGCGUUGUGCUUCGCAAGCAGCACAUGUUAAUGUAGGUGCCGAUGUUCAAUGCUUGUGGGGCCGCUUUUGUGGCUGAAAGGGGGCUUCGCCUUAGAGGGCCUCCCAAUCGCACAAGGCCUUUUUUGGCGCGAGGUAUGAAUCGAAGGAUGCGCAACCGGACAUUUGAAUAGCCAUUGGCCCAGUAUGUAGUCUGCCCGUCUGGUAAGCCUACAAUGAAUGCGCUGGACAUCCAUUUGCCCAAAGGCUUUUCCAAGUCGACGCUGUAUGACGGCCUGCCUUGCGUUCUGGUUCCCCUGGGCCAGUCGGAGGAGGAGGUCACUAUGGACCCGGUUAAAGGGCCGAUGGUGAUGCUGCUGGACGGCAGCAUGACUCACAUGCAGCUGGUCCGCGGCAUUGCUGGGGGUGGCCAGAUCGCAGAGAAGCUUUGGCCGCAGAUGACCUCAACGGAGCAGACGUGCGCGCUGCAUGCCUGCGCUCGGAAGAACCGCUACAUCAGAGAAAGGCUGGAGGACGGUGGGCAACAGGAGAGUGGCUUGCGUGGCUUUCCGAAGUGAGCCGCCCUGGCUGGGACGGGCCAGAAAUUCUGAUUCUCAUGGUUUCAGGAGCAAGCGCCUGCAUAAAGCCACAGUG
This is a messenger RNA of Effrenium voratum, 783 nucleotides long. Lineage: Eukaryota; Dinophyceae; Suessiales; Symbiodiniaceae. The record is from the annotation of a GenBank genome assembly.